UCUGAUUAAUAAGCAAAAAAAAAAGUUUCACACUUCACGCCAUUUUCGUUUCAAGUCUCAUUCUCUCUCUCACUUGGUCGCUCAAAUACUCCCUCUUCUCGAACCUGCAAAACCCUUGUUUCGUUUCGUCUCUUAGGUCUCUGGUCAGGAAUCAAACACGAUUCUUAGAAAUUAAAGAGAAGAUAGGAAUGGCACCCAGAGGAAGGAAAAAGCAGAUUGGAUUGAGGCGAGAGGAUGCAGCACGAGACCGCAUGAAAGAGUAUGGGUUUGACAAGCGUGUUAUCAAUGCGAGUAUCAAGCACGUUCUAGAGGUGUAUGGUGAGGACCAAUGGUUUCUGAUAGAGGAUGGUAACUAUGCUGCCCUCCUUUCUAUUUGCCUUGAAAAGCAAGAGGAACAAUCCAAACAAUUGGUGGCCAAGGAACAAGAAGAAAUGGGUCUGGUAAAACAAGAAGAAGAAGAAGAAGAAGAAGAGCAGGAGGCUGAUGCAUUAUCGAUCACUAACGAAGCAGUCAUGAACUCAUCACCGCCAGCUUUUCAAUUCGUAGAAGCUUCAGUAUAUAAUGCACGCCAUUCUGUUGGAGGUGCCCAGAGUUCUCACUGUGGGUGGCUAAGCAGUGAGGAGGAGACAGAUUCAGAUAAGGAUGAGGGUAGUAAUGGUGAUGAUGAUGAGAUGAUUCAGCUAACUCCAGAACCUCUCUGUGAAGAACUUGAAGAGCUUCUCAGGGAAGUAUAUGGACAGAAGAAGCUGAAGCACAACUAAGGAGUCAUAAGCUCAUGUAACGACAGUUAAUAUCUAUCAAACUUAUGUUAAGAGACUAAGAAGUGUAGUGAAAGAGUAAGCUAGUAUUAGAGUAAAAAGGUAAAAGACCCCCUCUCACAAAUAUGUUUAGGUCUUUAAAUAUUGGUUUAAUUUAGUUUUUAAGAAGAAUUGUCAUGAGGUCUAAAAGUUCUUUGAUAUAAUUUGUGUCGCA
Molecule: messenger RNA, 972 nt
Organism: Camelina sativa (false flax)
Lineage: Eukaryota; Viridiplantae; Streptophyta; Magnoliopsida; Brassicales; Brassicaceae
Source: RefSeq, a predicted model, not a curated record